AUGUCCUCAGCUGGUGCAGGAGAAACGCUAGACCUGGAACCCAGUUUGUUACUGGACUUGUGGAAGAGGAAACACAAAGAUUUCCAAAUGAAUAACCGAAAGGAAGAUAUGGAGAUUGCUUCCCACUACCGUCACCUGCUGCGGGAGCUGAACGAGCAGCGGCAGCAUGGCAUCCUCUGCGACGUCUGCAUCAUCGUGGAGGGGAAGAUCUUCAAGGCUCACAAAAACGUCCUGCUUGGGAGCAGUCGCUACUUCAAAACCCUGUACUGCCAGGUGCAGAAAACCUCUGACCAGGCCACAGUCACCCACCUGGACAUUGUCACUGCACAAGGCUUCAAAGCAAUCAUUGACUUCAUGUACUCGGCACACCUGGCUCUGACCAGCAGGAACGUCAUCGAGGUGAUGUCAGCUGCCAGCUACCUGCAGAUGACAGACAUUGUACAAGCCUGCCACAACUUCAUAAAGGCAGCUCUCGACAUCAGCAUAAAGUCUGAUGCCUCGGAUGACCUGGUGGAUUAUGAGCUGGGAGCCCCUUCCAGCAGCAGCACGGAUGCGUUGAUUUCCGCCGUCGUGGCGGGCAGGAGUAUAUCCCCCUGGUUAGCUCGGCGGACAAGCCCAGCCAACUCCUCUGGGGAUUCAGCCAUCGCCAGCUGCCACGAGGGAGGGAGCACCUAUGGAAAAGAGGAUCAAGAGCCAAAAACAGACAGCCACGAAGACGUUUCAUCCCAGUCUCUUUGGUCUAAUGACGUAGGUUAUGGGUCUUUACGUAUCAAGGAGGAACAGGUUUCACCCUCACAUUAUGGAGGGAGCGAACUCCAUUCAGCCAAGGAUAGUGCAAUACAGAACCCGUUCCCAGAGCAGGGGGUUGGGGAUGGCUGGCAGCCCACGGGCCGCAGGAAGAACCGGAAAAACAAGGAAACCGUGCGGCACAUCACGCAGCAAGUGGAGGAUGACAGCAGGGCAAGCUCCCCUAUGCCAUCUUUUUUACCCGCCUCGGGGUGGCCAUACAGCAGUCGAGACCCAAGUGCUGAUGUGACAGUGACAGAGCCCAGCAGCUCUGACAGCAGAGUGGAGCGAUCCGAUCCCUACGGGAACACCGAGGAAGCCCUCCUGGGGGGGGAAGGCAGCUACAUCUCCCAGCCCCUGACCCCAGAGAAGGAGGAUGCUCUCCAGGCUGCCACGGUGGCCAACCUGCGCGCCGCUCUCAUGAGCAAGAACAGUUUGCUGUCCCUGAAGGCCGACAUGCUGGGAGAGGAUAGUUCUCUGCUGUUUGAGUACCUACCCAAAGGCACGCACUCCCUCUCUCUCAACGAGUUCACAGUCAUCAGGAAGAAGUUCAAGUGCCCAUACUGCAGCUUUUCAGCCAUGCACCAGUGCAUCCUGAAGAGACACAUGAGGUCCCACACGGGGGAAAGACCUUAUCCCUGUGAGAUCUGCGGGAAGAAGUUCACACGCCGGGAGCACAUGAAGCGACACACCCUGGUCCACAGCAAAGACAAAAAAUACGUCUGCAAGGUCUGCAACCGAGUGUUCAUGUCUGCAGCCAGUGUGGGGAUCAAGCACGGCUCUCGCCGCCACGGCGUCUGCGCCGACUGCUCCGGGCGAGGCAUCGCGGGGCACCUGGACCACAACGGGGGAGAAGGGUCUCCAGAGGAGUGCUACCCCGGGGAGGGCCAGUACAUGGAAGACCCGGAUGACAUCAAAGUGGAAGGAGACGAGGAGAUGGGAGACGACGACGACAUCAAGUGGAAGGACGACGUGGGGAUGUCACAAGAUGAUGUGAUUUUAGAGGACGACAAAGACGUCGACUCUCCGCAGGAGCAGGACAACUCGGGGGAGAACGACAAGGAUUUUACCUGGAUUUCUUAG
Messenger RNA from Chaetura pelagica (chimney swift), 1869 nucleotides. It is a transcript of the gene ZBTB46, whose product is annotated as zinc finger and BTB domain containing 46. Bases 1 to 1869 code for a protein of 622 amino acids. Lineage: Eukaryota; Metazoa; Chordata; Aves; Apodiformes; Apodidae. Gene Ontology annotation, biological process: regulation of transcription by RNA polymerase II. The record is from RefSeq and is a predicted model, not a curated record. Gene Ontology annotation, molecular function: DNA-binding transcription factor activity, RNA polymerase II-specific; RNA polymerase II cis-regulatory region sequence-specific DNA binding; protein binding. The transcript is spliced from 5 exons.